Molecule: messenger RNA, 1369 nt
Organism: Hermetia illucens (black soldier fly)
Lineage: Eukaryota; Metazoa; Arthropoda; Insecta; Diptera; Stratiomyidae
Product: phosrestin-2-like
Exons: 5
Coding region: 148-1266 (372 amino acids)
Biological process (GO): signal transduction; G protein-coupled receptor internalization
Cellular component (GO): cytoplasm
Molecular function (GO): G protein-coupled receptor binding
Source: RefSeq, a predicted model, not a curated record
CCCAACCACCAGUGCAGGUCUAUCUCUUGGUUCAACUCAGCAAGUAGCAAGUACAGGGUGAUGUGAUAAAAGUGUUCAACUGAAAAGUGAAGUUAUUUGUGUCAUUGCUUCAAGUUUUCAAGGCAACUGAACAGUUUAUUAAUAAAAAUGGUUGUAAGUUUUAGAACAUACAAGAAGUGUUCACCUAAUGGCAAAGUUACCAUAUAUGUGGGCAAACGAGAGAUUGUCGAUACAGUAAGCGCUGUGGAACCAAUCGAUGGACUUAUCGCCCUGGAUCCAGAGUACAUUCAAAGCAAUCGUAAAAUUUAUGCCCAACUCAUUUGCUACUUCCGCUAUGGUCGAGAAGAUGACGAAACCAUGGGGCUGAAUUUCUACAAAGAAUUUAUUUUGGAAUCAAAUCAACUCUACACCCAAGGGAAAACCGAUGUCAUGUUGACAAAAUGGCAAAGCUGCCUUUUAGAGAAACUAGGGCAUAACGCAUUUCCCUUCACUUUGAAAAUGUCACCAAAUUGUCCAGUGUCAGUUGUAUUGCAGCAAAAGGCUAGCGACAAAAGCCAGCCUUUGGGAGUUCAAUAUUUCAUUAAGGUGUUUGUAGGCGACUCCGAGACCGAUCGUUCUCAUCGACGAAGCACCGUUAACCUCGGUAUUCGCAAAGUACAAUACGCUCCCAUAAAUCAAGGAAUACAGCCAUGCACCGUUGUACGCAAAGGUUUCUUACUUUCGCCCGAUGAAUUAGAGCUUGAAAUGAAUUUAGACCAACAAAUUUACCACCCCGGUGACAAGAUUGCAGUGAAUAUAAGUAUUCGAAACAAGUCGUCGAGAUGCGUCAGGAAAAUUCAAGCCAAAGUCAUGCAAACCGUUCAAUUUAGGAUCUUCCAAACGGGUCAAAUGAGACACAUGAUUAAUUCUAUAGAAACAACAGAAGGAUGUCCUGUUGGACCAGGUGCCAGUUUGCAGAAGGUUAUAUAUCUACAACCAAAUCUGGUUUUCACUCAAAAUCGCUUCGGAGUGGCAAUUGAAGGCCAUCUGAAAAGGCGUGAAACCAAUCUAGCCUCGACUACUUUAAUUUCGACAGCAGAUAAUAAGGACGUAUUUGGGAUCACUGUAUCUUAUUCGAUAAAAGUAAAGCUAUUCAUGGGCUGUUUGGGAGGAGAACUUUCUGCGGAAUUACCGUUUGUGUUAAUGCAUCCGAAGCCAAAUCGUCAACUGAUUUCGUCCCAUGAAAAAUACGAAGGAAUUGCGGAAAAAAAUUCUGAUUAUGAAUAAGACGCGGAGCAUUUAGAGAGCGCAAAACUGAUGAAGAAUUUGCUUAAUACAAAAUAUUGAGGAAGAUAAUCCCUCUAAAUAAAUGAGGGGUUGAAACGAAAAA